AUGCAUUGCACGGAUCCUCUGUGCCUCUUCCUCGCCGUGCUUGCCUGCCAGGGUGCGCAGGCGGCGGGUGUGUCGUGGUAUCCCCCCCGAUCCACGGAGAUCAAUGACCUCGACAACGUCCUGAACACGUCUGGCGUGUAUGGCUUCAUCUUCAAUUCCUCGCAUACCCCUGAUAAGGACUAUGGCACCUACAAUUGGUGCAACAUGCCGCGUGUGCGUCGACGGGAGUACAGGAGGCCUUCGCCGGAGUAUGUCUUGAAGUAUGUGGAAGUGAUACACCGCCAUCACAAACGUACUCCUUACCAGUCGAAUACUUUCCCUGUAGAAUCGUAUCCUUGGGAUUGUGAUGAUCAGGGGCUGUACUUCUACGGCCAACCGAUGAAUGGCAGACGAAGUGCUGACGCCUAUUGGAAAGGGUACCAGAACCCGAUCACGCCCUUCAGUGCGCCUGGAUUCAAGGGCUCUUGCAGAUUUCCGCAGAUCAGCAAGGAAGGGCUGGACGACUCCUGGCAGCAUGGGCGAGACUUGUAUGAGGUUUACCAUAAUCUCUUGCGCUUUAUCCCCAGAUUCCUUGACCUGCGCAAAGUGUCGUUCCGUGUCACCACAAACGUGAUUACCAGUCAGGUUGCAGGAAUGUUGAUCAACGGGAUGUAUAGAGUGUGCCAGGACGUGCCUCUACUUGUUGAGUCAUCGUCGAUUGACUCUUUGGAGCCAUCCUAUUCAUGUCCCAAAUCCAGCGCGCUUUUUUCUGAAGCUAAGAGUCAACCCAAUACCACUUGGGCUGCGCAUCUCUCCCGCACAAAGGACCUAUUUAGUUCCUUGGACUCAGUAUCCGGCGUUCCAGCGUCAGAUUCAGGCUGGCACUCGAGCUUUGAUCGUUACUUCGACAAUCUAUCAGCCCGUCUCUGCCAUGCUAAGCCCCUUCCUUGCUCUCUCAACGAUACUUCAAAAUGCAUUACCCAAGCACAGGCAGACACAGUCUUCCGCCUGGGUCAGUUCGAGUAUUCCUACGUCUACCGUGACGCGCCCAGCUCUCUGGCUGCGAGUGCUGCCAGCAUGGGUGUCUGGGCUGCCGAAUUAGCACAGCAUCUGCGCGAUCAAAUUGCCGGCUGCGAUGGACAGAUGCUGUAUCGACACAAUAUUGCGCACGAUGGCAGUGUUUCUCGUGUCCUUUCCGUCAUGCAAAUUGACCAAAUGGUGUGGCCAGGAAUGGGUGCUGAGAUAGUAUAUGAAUUGUAUACCAAACGGAAGAGCCCAUGGGAAGGCAGACCGGAGCAUUUCGUGCGUGUGCUAUUUGGUGGACAAGUCAUGCGAAGCUCAAGCCCAUGUUUGGGCCUUCUAGAUAUGAUCCCUGUUUCGAAACUUUUGGACUAUCUUGAUGGAUUGGUGGGAAAGAAAGCGCAACUUGUCCCUGGCUUGUGCGGAAGAUGA
Messenger RNA from Ophidiomyces ophidiicola, 1431 nucleotides. RefSeq lists its product as uncharacterized. Gene Ontology annotation, molecular function: phosphatase activity. Gene Ontology annotation, biological process: dephosphorylation. Lineage: Eukaryota; Fungi; Ascomycota; Eurotiomycetes; Onygenales; Onygenaceae. The transcript has 3 exons. The record is from RefSeq and is a predicted model, not a curated record. The coding region runs from base 1 to 1431 and encodes 476 amino acids.